Messenger RNA from Cladocopium goreaui, 3963 nucleotides. NCBI's taxonomy places the organism in Eukaryota, Dinophyceae, Suessiales, Symbiodiniaceae. The record is from the annotation of a GenBank genome assembly.
AUGGGUUUAGAGGACCAUGAGCUUGCUCGUCCGGAUGCAGUUUCUCCCACUCUUCGAUGCCCUAUUUGCACUGAUGUGUUUGCAGAGCCUGUUUCCUGCAGUUCUUGUCAGCAGGUUUUUUGCCGCAGUUGCAUUGAGCGUGCUGUUCUCACCUGCGAGCCAGUAUGUCCCACAUGCAGAGCACCCAUGACCAAAGACUUGCAGCCAAAUCUGGUUGUGAGCUCUUUGCUCAAUGAGCUGCAAGUCCGCUGCGUUCAUCCCGGCUGCUACUGGACUGGACGUUGGGACGAGCGACCUCUUCAUAGUUCCCACUGCUUGGCUCGAGAACUGCUCUUGAUGCAGGAGUGGAAGGCCGAAAUGGAGCACGUCCGGUCGAUGCUCAUCGAGAGAGAAAAGGAGAAGGGAGCAAUGCAUCAGCGGAUCAAGGAGCUGACAGAUCACACAAGUCGGCUUGAGGAAGAGGCCAAGGUGAAGCAGCUGCAAGUCAAUGUGAAGCAGAGCAUGCUAGACUUUAAGCAGCAAGAAGUGGAGGAUUUGCGACGACAACUGGGGCAGGUGAUCAAGCAGCAGCAUGCCAGCCACUUUCAUUUGCACUCGCUGUUCCCACUGCUCUUCUUGCUGCUUUUCGUGAUCCACUUGUUCUUCUUCUAUGAUACUUUGCCUCGCGGCUACGAUCGCGAAGCAGAUCGAGCCUUUGCCACGAACUCAGAACUCAUGCCCUACGGGCCGCCGAGAGAGGAAGCCGGGAAGGUGGCUGCCCAGCAAGUAAAACUGAAGAAGCUCCAGAGCCUAGAAACCGCUCAUCUCUGUGAACCAUGUUCGGACAACCCCAAGGGGGCUUCGGAGGCUUUGGCAACACCGGUGGUGGCCUCUUCGGUGCAACUCUCAGUUGGCAAAUUCAUGAUGUCGUUGGAUAAUGUGGCAACACUGGUGGGGGCAUGUUCGGUGCCAACUCCGGUGGCGGAAUGUUCGGACAGAACACUGGAGGGGGCCUCUUUGGUGCACAGAGCAGCCCAUUUGGAAACACAGGGGGUGGAGCUGGCGGGGGAUUGUUUGGACAGCCCCAGUCUGGUGGAGGCCUCUUUGGAUCUGGAGGCUGCGGCUGUGGCGGCGGAGGCUUUGGCUUCGGCCAAAGUGGCGGCAUGGGCCAAGGACAACCCACGGGUGGCCUAUUUGGAGGAGGAGGCUUCGGGCAGAGCCAGGCAUCUGGUGGUUUGUUCGGACAACCAGCAGGUGGCGGCGGCAUGUUCGGCCAGAGUUCAGGUGGAGGCCUUUUUGGACAACCUAGCUCUGGGCGGGAUGUUUGGCGGUGGCUUCGGCGGUACCGCAACAGGAACAACCACGAAGAUGCAGGAGAUCACCGACCAAGAAACCAAGCUCCGCAUGGAAGACUAUCAGGCCAACCGCUUGCAAGCAGGACAAGCUCCAGGUGCCUCAGGUGGCCUCUUUGGUCAAAGCUCCAGUCCCUUCGGUGCCAGCUCUGGCGGUGGCCUUUUUGCUGCGAACUCCGGAGGUGGCCUAUUCGGUCAAAACACGGCCGGCGGAGGCCUAUUUGGGCAAAACACCGGGGGCGGCCUCUUUGGUCAGCCGAAUAGCGGUGGGGGCCUGUUUGGUGCCAACACCGGCGGAGGAAUGUUCGGCCAGAAUACUGGAGGGAUGUUUGGCGGCAACACCGGUGGAGGCAUGUUUGGACAAAACACCGGCGGUGGCAUGUUCGGUCAGAGUAGUGGCGGUGGCUUGUUUGGUGGAAAUACGGGUGGUGGAAUGUUUGGAGCCAACACAGGUGGUGGCCUGUUUGGUCAGAACACUGGCGGUGGCCUCUUUGGGCAGAACACCGGAGGUGGAGGUCUGUUUGGCCAGAAUUCCGGUGGCGGCUUAUUCGGACAGAACACCGGUGGCGGCUUGUUUGGUGGGAACACUGGUGGCGGCUUGUUCGGGCAGAACACUGGAGGUGGCAUGUUUGGAGCCAACACCGGUGGCGGCUUAUUUGGCCAAAACACUGGUGGCGGGCUAUUUGGCGCCAAGCCCAGCGGUGGUGGUCUCUUUGGGGCAGCCUCUGGUCGGGGUGGUGGAUUGUUCGGUGGCAACACCGGUGGCGGGCUCUUUGGAAACACCGGCGGUGGCAUGUUCGGCGGCAACACAGGAGGGGGGAUGUUUGGCGGGAACACCGGUGGAGGCCUUUUUGGCAACACCGGCGGUGGCAUGUUUGGUGGAAAUACUGGUGGAGGCCUCUUUGGAGCGAAUACAGGUGGUGGCCUCUUUGGCCAGAGCAGCGGAGGUGGCCUGUUCGGUGCGAACACUGGAGGCGGCCUUUUCGGCAAUAGCGGUGGUGGCAUGUUCGGAGCCAACACCGGUGGAGGACUGUUUGGCAACACCGGAGGUGGCCUUUUCGGCGGCAAACCCAGUGGUGGAGGUCUGUUUGGUGCCAGUUCUGGUGGAGGCCUCUUUGGUGCGAACAGUGGAGGAGGCCUUUUCGGCGCGAAUUCUGGCGGUGGCUUAUUCGGAGCCAACUCUGGAGGAGGCCUUUUUGGUGCGAAUUCAGGUGGUGGCUUGUUCGGAGCCAACACAGGGGGGGGCCUUUUCGGCAAUACAGGAGGAGGCCUCUUCGGAAACUCAGGAGGUGGUUUGUUUGGAAACUCAGGUGGAGGACUCUUUGGUGCCAGCAGUGGUGGCAUGAUGGGUGCUUCUGGCGGAUUAUUUGGGAAUACAGGUCAGAUGGGCCAGAUGGGACUGGGAGGAGGUAUGGGUGCUAUGCCCAUCUCACCUGGAGAUCCCUAUGGUUUGAACGGCUUGGUGACUGCCAAUCAGGCACCGCCCAGACCACUGGGUCUGACUGUACCAAAGACGCCGUCAAAAGCCACAUCCGCAUACCUGUGGAAGUCACAGCCCGAAUCGGCAGCCAGAGUUCGCCAUUCAACGCCAUCACGGUCUACAUCCGAGGGCUCCUUUGCAGAUAGAUCUCCACGAAGCACAUCUUUUAGCCUUCCACCUUCGGCUGUGACCGAUCACAUCCGGUCGUAUGGUAGCUCCACACCAAGAAGCCGACCGGCCACCCCGACAUCUGGGCCGGAUGUCUCACCUUCGGCAUUCCUGCGAGUGUCAAUGAAGCCAAAGUCCCCCAAAUCGCCGACACCAAUGUCGCCAAGACGUACACCAGAGGAAGGUAUGCCACCAUUGAGGCGACCACGCGAUGUACAAAUAGAUGGAACGACGGGUGGGACUGGCACCCCUACUGCAGCAGAGGAGAUGCUGACGCCCACAUUGAAGCCGAUCAAACCAAACAUCAUUCGACACGGACCCGAGAGGUCGGAAGAGGCACCGUUGGCGGAAGUGGCGGCUGCUUCGUUGGUGCCAAAGCUCUCGCGAGCAGAUUAUUACAGCAAUCCAUCGAUUGAAGCUAUGUCCAGGAUGAGUGAAGCACAACUUAGUCGUAUCGACAACUUGGAGAUUGGUCGCUACGGCUAUGGCGCUGUCAAAUGGCCAGGACUCACUGACGUGCGAUGCCACGACUUUGAUCGGGAUGUUCGAAUCGAACGUGGCAGCCUGACGCUCUACCCCGACAGGGAGAAGCCAGAUAUCGGCCAAGGGCUCAACAAAGAAGCCGUGGUCACCUUGAAUGUGAAACCCACAAGGAAUGACGUGAAGCCCAAAAGCCUUGAACAGCUCCAGCAACGCUUGUCAAAGCUCUCCGAGGAGUUUGGUGGGAAAUUCAUCUCUUAUGACAUGGAGAAAUGGAUCUUUAGAGUUCCACACUUCAAUCGAUGACGGAGGUUCUUCUACUCCAAAAAGACUGGCAAAAGUAUGGCUGGCUGGAACCCUGGCGCUCAAGACUUGGGAUGGCUGAUCCAUCACCUAGAGUGAACAAUCUGCAAGAUGAAGCAAGUCUUUGUGCGAGAAUCUCUAGGGCAAAGAUCCCAGCUUCGCCCUGCACAAAAGCGGCCAAUUGCGAGAAGAUACCUUGCC